CUGUUUAGCUGGCAGGGGGCGGCAUUCAAAAUGGCGGACCGCAAGAAUACAAAGGACAUGCGGGAAAUCCGCAUCAGCAAGCUGGUGCUGAACAUUGCCGUCGGCGAGUCCGGCGAUAGGCUGCAGAAGGCCGCCAAGGUGUUGGAGCAGCUUACUUCCCAGGUUCCGGUGUACGGGAAGGCCCGCUUCACCGUCCGCUCGUUUGCUAUCCGCCGUAAUGAGAAGAUUUCGUGCUUUGUUACCGUCCGUGGCGAGAAGGCCUACGACCUGGUGAAGCGCGGCCUGGCUGUGAAGGAGUUCGAGCUCCUGCGCAAGAACUUCUCUGACACCGGCAACUUCGGCUUUGGCAUCCAGGAGCAUAUCGAUUUGGGCCUGAAGUACGACCCGUCGACCGGUAUUUACGGCAUGGACUUCUACGUGUGCCUGGAGAGGCGAGGGUACCGCGUGGCCCGCCGCCGGAAGUGCAAGUCGCGGGUGGGCGUCAAGCACAAGGUUACCAAGGAGGAUGCCAUCAAGUGGUUCCAGCAGGAGUUCGAUGGUGUUGUCCUCAACAAGGCCCCCACCGCCUAAGCGGUUAAGAAGGGCGAUCGAUACAGUGGCAUGUGUAACCGGACCCCUGUGGUGUCCCGAUUCGUGUCCUGGUCUCGAAACCCGCGCUCCCUUCCAGGUCGUGAGUAGGUACGGAAGGUUUCAGCCGCCGUUACACGCAAGUUUAAGCAGCAGCAAGUCAAUGGCUUCCUAUGUAUCGUUCCUGGGCAGAAACGGCAUCCAAUGGGAUCAGUUGUGAUGCCAAACUCAGAUCCAAUUGUCAUACUGUGUGAGCGGUAUGCACACGAGAUGUCGUAACACACACUGGUGUGGCCCGCAUCCGAAAGCUGCAAUGGUCGUGAGAGGCCCUAAGACACACCAGGGAGAGCGCCGCACCACAGCGCCAAACAAUCAGACAUGGUCCCGAAAACCAAUGCCAAACUAUAUGGCACUUCUUUUUUGCAAGCAGCUCUACCAUCUGUUGGCGUUUCCAGACUGCCAACCAACACAGCACGCGCAGCGGUACGUAUUUAUGAGCCGUUACGAUGCAAACUUUGCCGUGUAACAACGCAAUGCU
Molecule: messenger RNA, 1105 nt
Organism: Volvox carteri f. nagariensis
Lineage: Eukaryota; Viridiplantae; Chlorophyta; Chlorophyceae; Chlamydomonadales; Volvocaceae
Gene: rpl11
Product: component of cytosolic 80S ribosome and 60S large subunit
Exons: 7
Coding region: 31-570 (179 amino acids)
Biological process (GO): translation
Cellular component (GO): cytosolic large ribosomal subunit; ribosome
Molecular function (GO): structural constituent of ribosome; RNA binding
Source: RefSeq, a predicted model, not a curated record